AUGGAUCAAUUGGCUAUUGACAUACACAGUAACAAGCUUUUAGGUAAUAUCUUAUGUAUUUUACAUUAUUAUUGAUGUUUCACUUUGUUUUUGGGCUUAUUUUGAUGGUUUUCUGAUAGCAAUUGAUAAAAUAAUGUUUUAGACUGGCUUAUCAGUCGAAGACAUGGUCAAAACGACUGGAUAAAGAAGAGUACGGACAUCAGGGAGAAGAUUAAACAUGCUAUUUUGGAUAUGCCUGAGAAUGAGAGGAUUCUGGAGCUAUUACGAGGUGGAAGUGAGUGUUUUGCUUUGUUUUUCUUGCUUUAGGUUUCAAGAUGAUGAAACUUUGAACAUUGUUUAACGAGGUGAAUGUUUAGCUUCUUUUUUUGUUAUGUUUAGUACUAUAUACUUACAAUAAUAAAGUUAUGUCAAUAAUAUAUCGAAUUCAGGUAUAAACUAUUUCCAUUGCAAAGAGAUUGUCGACAUACUAAAAGAAACCGAAAAAGACUCCAAAAAUGUUUUUGGAUUCUAUUCUUCUCAGCGUAUGAAGGAUUGGCAAGAAAUUGUUGACCUCUACUCCAAAAACAACGUGUAUUUAGCUGAAUCCGCUCAGAUUCUUCAACGUCUUGUACAAUAUGAAAUCCCAGCGCUAAGGAGGAGUAAUCAAAAAGCCGAGAAUCAGAUCAAAGAAGCUCAGAAAAGGGAAACCGACGCUGCUAAACAAGCUGAAGAUGCUCGAAACGCUUAUCACAGAGAGCUGAAGAGGUUUAAUAUAAAGGGAGACAAGGUGAAGAAGGAACUACUGGACUUGGCUAAGGAUUUGCCAGCUAAAUUUAAUAGUUUGGCAAAGGAAUCGAGUCAAUUUUUGAAGGCAAUUGAAUAUUUUGAGAGUCUACAACAAUAUAAUGAAGUUGGGGAUGUUCAGAAGAUGGAUUUGUUGAAGAAACUGGCUGAAAAAGGUGCUGAUUUUACUGUUUAUGAAUGGAAAAAUGGGAAAGAACCUACGGAGAUCAAGAGGAUUGACUUGGAUGAAGAUGAAAAGGUAAGCCUUUGUGUUUUAAAGUGUAGAUUUAUAGUUUUAUGUUAUACUGAAAUCAAUUAAGAAAGUUGUAAGCAAGUUAAAUUGUUUUUGUAACUAUAUUGUUUCAGGAGUUAGAUGAUGACGAGAUUGACUUUGGAGAUGACAUUGAUUUUGGCGGAGAUUCAGGAGAAAUAGACUAUGGAGACGGCAUAGAUAUAGAGGUUGUUGGUGAUGACACAGGUGCGAUAUGAUUUUAAAAAAAUUGUUUAAAGUUUUAUUCUUUUAUAACUAAAUUACUUACUUUAAAACGAAGUUAUUGUUAAAAAGUAUUGUUUUUAUAGUGUAAUAUAAAUCAAAACAUAAGUUAUUUUUAAUAAAUAUAGAAGUAAUUUUAGGUAUUAUACAAGAUCUGCCUCAAGAAGUAGAUGAUGGUAUAGCUAGAUUCGAGAACGCGUUUUCUAUUUUCGAACAUCAAGAAGUUUUUCAGAUUCUUCAAGGGAACGUUGAAGAGGUAAGGAGAUAAUAAUUUGCUAUAUUAGUUAGAUCAGUCUUAACUUUAUGUAUUUUAGAUUUUUUGUUUUUAUCUUUUGGUACGGGUCUCUUUCAGUUUUAAAAUUUAAUUUUUUAAAAAAAAUCUGAUUCUUCUUGUUUUAGCUGCUUGUAUUCCUGCAGUUUCGAAUCCAAGAUGAAGAUGCAUCGGAUCCAGCUCAAGUUUACAUUGCCAGUCUAAUAAACAAGCCUAAUGAUAUAGAGUCGGUAACUGUGGAACAGUUAAUUAAAUGGAAAACGGCAUUAGAAGGGUUCAGGAAACAAGUUAACGACCCGCUGACGCGGCAUCUGGCUAAAAUACGAGCUGCUCCAGGGUAAGUUUUGUGUUAGGGUAUGAUAUGGUUGGGUUAAGCUAUAAAUGAGUUAAACUACGGUUAGAGUAUGGUGAAGAUAGAGUAGUGUAUUAAACGGGACGAUUGUUGAAAGAAAGGCUUUGGUAUAUAUGACGAUUAAUGCACUACUCGAUUUUUGUUAUCUAAAAACGAUAUUUUUUAGCUACGUGGACAACCUGGUCAACCAAUUGGAUCAAAAACGGAAACAAGAAGGCAAAUACAAGCAGAUCGAGCGCUUAUCAAACGAAAAACAAACAGAAUUGGUCGAACAAAUUGCCAGGGAUUCAGAAGCCGUGGAAACAUUAUGCGAUUCAGCCAGAGAACUUCAAUCACAAGUAGAAGAUGCCAUAUCAGAGUUGUACAAAGGUCGCGAGGUCAACAUUGUCGGAGAGAUAUCAGCUGUUUUGUAUGAUUAG
Bursaphelenchus okinawaensis is the source of this 2297-nucleotide messenger RNA. The record is from the annotation of a GenBank genome assembly. Lineage: Eukaryota; Metazoa; Nematoda; Chromadorea; Rhabditida; Aphelenchoididae.